CAAUUGCUUCUUGUAUCUUCAGGAGCUGUUGUUCCACACACAUUAAACCAUCUCCCCUCAGGUUUUUACUGCCAAAUUCAAUGGACAGACUCUUGCUGGCUGAGUCUCCAUGAAACUGUGGCCACUGGAGGGAUCUGUGGGAAACAUCUAACACAGAGACACAGAGAGGGAAGGAGGGCUGCUGACUCAACUUCUCCCCUCCGUCCUUCUUCUCCUGAGCGGCUGCACAGACGUGAACGAGGUGAACGAGACACAGUCAUGCUGGGAGUUCUCCUCAUUCUGUCCCUGUCCUCCCUGGUGGCUCUGGUGCCUCCCCCGAGGUCUCCCCCUGCCCUCUGCAGGCGCUGCUGUGAUGACCUGGAGCCAGAAGAGGGCAGCGGAGAGCAGCCAACCACAGCUGGGUUCAAUCAUGUGCCAGAGGUCCGCACAUACAUCAACAUGACCAUCCUCAAAGGUGACAAAGGAGAACGAGGCGACAGAGGAACACCAGGUAAAGCUGGACCCGAAGGCCCUCCAGGUUCCGGGGGGCCCAUGGGCUCAAAAGGCACUAAGGGCGACGCAGGUCUUCCAGGAGACGCCUGUAAAGUCCAGUACUCUGCCUUCUCCGUAGGCCGUCGCAAAUCCCUCCACAGCCUGGAGUCGUACCAGGCGCUGCUGUUUGACACAGUCUUUGUCAACCUCGACAGCCACUUCAACAUGUUCGAGGGGAAGUUCCUCUGCCACGUCCCGGGGAUCUACUUCUUCAAUGUCAACAUCCACACGUGGAACUUCAAGGAGACAUAUGUACACAUCAUGCGGAAUGACAAAGAGCAGGCCAUCGUGUACGCCCAGCCCAGCGACCGCUCCAUAAUGCAGAGCCAGAGUCUGCUGCUGGAGCUGGAGAUGAGCGAUGAGGUGUGGGUUCGACUGUACAAGAGGGAGAGGGAGAACGCAGUUUACAGUGAUGACGUGGACGUCUACAUUACUUUCAAUGGAUACCUCAUCAAAGCUAGUGUGGAGGAGUGAUGUGUGAGAGAAGACAAGCUGAAGAUGUGUCUGUUGGGACAAACUGAACAUGGGAAAAGAAAGAAGUGUGCUCCACCAAAAUCUCUUUGUCAAAAUGUGAAGUAAACUUAAUACACUCAUUACUAAUGGAUUAAUGGAUACCACAAAGUGUUAGAAGUUUGAAAGUACUCAUGCAGUGGACUGACUACAUGAGCGACAGAAUCUUUCGGGAUCAAGAUCACAACUUGAUUCCCUGUAGUUAAAAACAUUUUGC
Molecule: messenger RNA, 1258 nt
Organism: Paralichthys olivaceus (Japanese flounder)
Lineage: Eukaryota; Metazoa; Chordata; Actinopteri; Pleuronectiformes; Paralichthyidae
Gene: c1qtnf6a
Product: C1q and TNF related 6a
Molecular function (GO): protein binding
Source: RefSeq, a predicted model, not a curated record